Molecule: messenger RNA, 14622 nt
Organism: Cladocopium goreaui
Lineage: Eukaryota; Dinophyceae; Suessiales; Symbiodiniaceae
Source: the annotation of a GenBank genome assembly
AUGGCAUCCUUGCUUGCGUCGCCAGCCGAACUGGCUACUUUGACCUCCUUGAACGACGUGGUCACCUUCGCCGCAGUGGAGGCGAACCUGUGGACCUUAUUUGCCAAACAGCUUGGCAACCCACCAAGCGUUCGGAUCCUAGCAAUGGUUCCGGCCUCGGUGUUGCAGAAAACCAUCUUGGGCCUGCGGAUCCCCUCUGGUGCCGCCCCGGCGGAUGGAACCCCGCCGCCGACGCGCGAUCCCAACGUCACCGAGACGAUCCAGAUGGCGCUGGUGUGGCGGGUAGCCAGGCAGGCCGUAGGGCUGGAGGACAUGGAUCCGAUGUUGCCAGGAGCGGAGUCCUCCUCGGCUGUCAGGGCCACGGUGGGGGCAAGUCCACCAGUGAGUGGAACACCGGGGGUGGCGGCAGCAGUGCCUACGCAAAACCAGCCAUCGCCAAAGAAAGUGAAGUUGUCAAACGUGUUGGACCAAACAGACGACACAGAAGUUGCAACAAAGACGAGGGCCGAGAUGGGCAUCUAUUUCGAGAACCAUCGGGAGAUUACGGGCGCAGACCCGCUACCAGAGGUAGAGCCGACCGAUCUUCAAGUUGCAGCAAUGGAAGACAAAGUCGUCAUGAGGGACGAAAGUCCUUAUGCGGACUUCUCCAUCCUUACACCUUUUGGGAGAAGGAUACAAAGAGCUAUGAAAACGAAAAGCUACUCAUUCCAACCGGAUGGCACGUGGAAAGCGGCCGACAUCCCGGGGCCACCUCACUUCCAGGCGUGGCAAGCCUGUUUCAGGGUGUACCGAGCAGUUUUAUUCAUGCUGCGCUACAAUGCAACAGCGGCGCCGGCGGGAGGAGCGCCAGUGAGCGCAACUCGAGGCAUGGUGACAAGGAGACCAUUAGUCGUUCAGCCUCACUCCCUCGAGAGAUACUUCGAGGCCUUCAAAGAGCUCUGUCAGGAGUUCCCGGAAUGCUGGCAUUUGCUGAUGCCGGCCGAGGAUCGAAUGAGAGCCGAGAGGUUCGAGCACAUUCGAAGGAAUUUGCAAAGGGCCCACAACGAGGGCAAAGUCCCGCUGGAUGUGGACUUCAACCCAGAUGGGGAGCCAAUUGCAAAGGCGUCAUUGGCCAAUGUGGAGGCGGCCCUCGGCGCGGCAGCUCCAGUGGGGGCGGCGUCACCAGCCAACAAGAAGACGAGGAAGAGGAAGAAGGAGAGCCCAGGCGAGGGGUCAGACAAGGAGAAGAAGCCGGCGACGAAGCCAAAGGUGGAAGACCGCUUCACAAACAAAACGCAUCCGAAGAAGUGGGGAGGUCUCUUCCACAGCACGCCAGAGGGGCGAGAGCUGUGCUAUACCUGGGCAAAGGGAGCUACACCAGAGGCUUGCGCGGAGCCCUGUGCGGCAAACCGAGCGCCCAGUGUUGGCGUGGAAAGGGGACGGGAAGGACAGUCCGUCCGCCCCUUCAGGUUCUUGGAGCUGUUUGCCGGGCAGGCAGGGUUUUCGGGGGCUGUCAAGUUGGCCGGUGGAGACCUGGUGGAGGUGAUGAAUCACCAAGAUUCGUGGACCACAAAGUGGGACAUCUUGGUGGACGAGGACUUCGAGAAAGCACGAGGAUGGGUGAGGGAAGCAGACCACACCCAUUUAGCCCCGCCUUGCAAGUCCUUCACGAAGGCACGGAGGUCAGACAAAUUCGGAACCACCAAAGUCGUGCGGUCGCAAGCACAACCAGAAGGCUGGGGCGACCCUCUGACAGUAGAGGGCAACAAAAUCGUGGAGAGAGUGUCAGUCAUAUUAGACGAGGCUCAGUCGGCAAGGAACACUGCUUCGUUGGAAAGCCCGGAGGACUCGUUCAUUUGGGAGCAGCCAACGCUGGAAAGGCACAUGAAAAGGAUGGGAAAGGUUGGGCUAGACCAAUGCCCAUAUGGUGCCGAAACCAAAAAGCCGACUGGGAUCCUUACGGAUGCAUCAUGGAUGGCAGAUGUUUGUGCCAGGUGCGAGGAGGCACGACCACACGAGCAUAUGCCAGGUGGUUUGGUCGGAAAGACCUCGGAUCAUUUCUUCGAUCCGCCAAGAGAGGUGUGGAAAACCGCUUUAGCGGCCGAGUACCCCACGGGGCUGUGCUGGGCAUGGGCACAGUCGCUUGUCCGCUUCUUGAAGACAGAAGAAGGACGGGUGGCGCUGCAGAAGAAAACCUUCAGAGUGAAAGGAAACGCGCUGAGUGCGGUCCAGCCGGAAGUACAGACAAGGCAUCCAGCGAGCAAUCGAGAAGGAAGAGAGAUAGAAAACGACCGGGCGGUGGGAGGACUAAGAAAUCCCUACCGCGCCAUUCAGAGCAAGGCUGCAGCUUGGAAGCUGGGCGCCAGUGUGCGCCACGUGCUCUUGGGGGUCGUCAAAGAGAACUCACGGGAGUUGCACACGCUGGUGUCGGGGGGGUCCUUUGCGGGCUUCCACAAAGACACAGUGGCAGCAGCAGCCAGUGCGCUGUCGUCACUUGUGGGGGUGGAGCAGGAAACCCCAUCUCCGAUACGGGUUACACUCCUGGAAAAGCUGCUGGAGAGGAGCCAAGACCCAGAGAAAGACGUGACGCAGUGGCUGAGAGAAGGCUUCCCGCUGGGGAUAGAGAAGGAGCUUGGAAUCAACAACGUGUUCCCGGCAACGGAGUGGGAUACAAAGGCCGUGGAGCUGUCGCGGCAAUUCCCCCUGCUCACCGACUGGAGCGAAGCGGACCAAGCGGAAAACUACAAGUCCUUCCAGGAAGCAGGGCAAGCAGCAUUAGAAGAAUUGGAGCGUGUGGCCGAGGCAGGCUAUGCGACGCGUUGCAAUUCAUGGGCCGAAGUCCUGCAGCCUGCUGGAGAAGGAGCCUCGCUGACCAGGCUUGGAUGUAUCCAAAAACCCAAGCCAGGAGGGGGUGUCAAGACCCGAUUGGUGGUCGAUUGUCGGCGAUCAGGCAUCAAUGGGUUGAUGUGUAUCAGGCAGCGGGUCGUUCUACCGAGAGUGAGCGACGUCGCAAACGAAUGGGCUGCCAUGGUGCGAGAGGACAACGAUGCGGUGGUCCACUUCGCCGUAAUCGACUUCCGCGAUGCCUUUUACCAAUGCCGACUCGCACCAGUGGAGCGCAAACAUGUAGUAGUCAAGGCCAGUGGGUCGGUCUACUACAUCUUAGAGGUCGUCGCAUUUGGACUGGCCUGCGGGCCACUGUUGUGGUCAAGGCUGGCCGCGGCACUCGUGAGGCUUGCCCAAGCGGCUUGUUGGGAUACAGCCCGCAUACAGUGUUAUGUGGACGACCCCUUACUGGUGGUCAAAGGGCUGGACGCGGUGGCCAGGUCAGUGAAUCUGGCGAUACCGCUCCUGCUGUGGCAGGCGUUGGGCUGCCAACUGAGUUGGAACAAGAUGCAGCUGGGCACAACCGUACAGUGGAUCGGUUUUCAGCUGCAGCUGAAAGAUGGCUGCAUUGUGGCACAACUGUCGCAAGAGAAGCUGGAGAAGCUGCAGAGGGCUUUGGAAGAGUUGUUGCAGCACAAAGGAGUCGUUCCAGUUCAGCUCCUCCGGUCGAUGGCCGGUUUAUUGGGUUGGCUCACGUCAAUCGUCAAGCUGGCAAGGCCGUGGGUAGGAAUGAUAUGGGGAUGUGUCACAGAAUGCGAAUCCCGGGUGCCGAAGCGUGCCAGGGAAAGAAAGAAUUUGGUGUUCAUGAAACAGGUGCAAUUGGCACUAAGCACCCUGCACAGGAUGACUCAGUGCAGCUCCUUAAAUGCCACCUUCCACUGGCAGCCACGCGCAUUGUGGCAAAUACAGACAGAUGCUUCAGUCUUUGGAUUUGGUGGCAUCCUGUGGUAUGGUCGACAGCCAGUCGCUUGGUGGGCAGACGAAAUCCAGGAAUGGGAUUUGGCGCUGCUGGGGGCCAGAACAGGAGACCCAGCCUGGCAAUCCGAGUGGGAGUUGCUGGCUGUAGCAAUCUCAGUCAAGCUGUUUGGGUCACAAAUAGCAAGUCAGGCCGUGCACUUGACGACUGACAACACAGGCGUCCUGCACACUGCCUUAAACCUUAGGGCCUCCUCGCCAGGAAUGGUGGCCAUUGCCGCAGAAUUGGCCUGUGUGCUUCGUCAGUAUGACGUUGACCUGCGGCAGGGCGACCAUGUCCGUUCCGCCGCCAAUUAUUUGGCAGACGCCCUGAGUCGGCUGUCCCGCGGGCGGGGAAAAAGGCAGAAAGAGGUGACGGCGUCUCGGGAAGAUUACGCCAAUGGGCCAGUGCGCUUCCCCAAGAACGAUGGCUUCGACCCGUGGUCAGCCUUGGCCCAGAGGGUAUGCAAGCUCUGCUCCAGGAAACCAGUGAUUGGGUACUGUAACAGGUGCAGCGUCGAGCUGUGUGGCGCGUGCAUCACAAGAAUGAAUACAGCACCCUUUAAGUGGAUCUGCCUGGAGUGCGCAUGCGGAUCAGAUGAAUCCGAAGAGCAGGCGAAGCUAGUGGUCUCAUGUCAAAAUGAAGAAGUCGCAAGGAGGAAGACUAUCCUUGCACAGCCUGGAAUGGAAACGGAAAACGACUUGGCGGGGGCGCUGGCAGAAAGAAUCCUGGGUGACAAAGGGCGCCACCUCGAAAUGGCCUGGUGGGCCGAGGUUAAGCGAAAGGAUUGGGCGCUUCACGGUGAGAGGCCAGUGAUGCCUUUCUCUGUGAUGAAAGCCUACGCUGUGGCCAGGCCUCCGGGACAAGAUGAACCACAAGAGGAAGGGGGGCUCCCGUCCGCGGGUAGUGGCGACCUUCGCCCGCAUGGAGAAGAGGACCCGGCGGGGGCCGAUACAAACAAGGUGCCAGUCAAAGUGGAGCCCAAGGAGGACGAUGGAGCCUCCUCAGAAAACGAAGGCUUAGGAGCAAAGAGAAGGAAAACGGGCCCCAGCAAGGACCACUUUGUAGAGCCGGGGGGGCUCAGAGCGCCCACCACGCCGGCAGGGACCCCGGCUGCGCGAACCACCGGCCCCGUGGUGGCGCCGCCUAAAACAAGGGCGAGAGGGUCUGCGGCAAAAGCCUUGGUUGUCGCCUCCUCGGAAGAUCUGAUGAAACAGGCAAGAAUCAACUACGGCGAGUUGGUCUAUGCAAAAUCAACGGCAAUUGCCAAAGAAAGCAAGGCCAGAUUAGUUGUGCAGAUCGCGGAAGCGAGAAACCUGGAACCGUUUCCACUUACUCCUGCAGUGAUCGGGGAAGUGGCGGCGGUUCUGCGGGCAGCCGACUUUGCCUCAGGCGCAACGUACCUUUCAGAAGCAAAGCAAGUGCAUCUUCGAAAGGGGUACGACUGGGACUCGUCCUUGGACCUGGCGAUGCAAGACGCCGAAAGGGCCCUCACCAGAGCUCUCGGCCCGGUUGUGAAGGCCGAGGAAAUACCUCCAAAGCUUUGGAGAGUGUGGCAACUGGCUGGCCGUAGGGGCUUUGUUCGAAGUCAAAUGCAGCCUCAGGCGGGGCCAGAGCUGUGGGGAAUGGGCUCGGCGUUCUUGCUGAGAGAAACGGAACUCGCACACCUCCUGAUGGGUUCAGUGUCUUUGGACCUUGAGAAAAGGGAGGACGAAGGCGAGAGUGACUGCCCCUUUCACGCCACGCUGUUGGUGAUGGCAGAAAGAACCAAGGUACUUCGUGGAAUGGGCUACGAGGAAGAAGAAUUGAGGGAGUUCACUGUCGUUGGACAGGUCGGUUGCCCCACCUUGAUGGUGACCAAAGAAGCCAUGAUAGCGGCUCUUAGAAAGGACGUGGAAGAGGCUUGCAAGUCAUCCGACCUCGCAAAGCACCGGUUGGCGGCCCCAAACUUAGACAGGGUGACGGGCCACUCACUAAGAAGAUCCGGGGCAAAGGACGCCGUCAAGAGGCACGGGCUCCCAUUAGCGAUGGUCCAGUGGCUUGGCCGUUGGGGAUCCAGUGCGGUCCAAGGCUAUGUCGAGGACGCCCUUGAAGAAAUGCCUGAAAACAAGGUGGCUCUGACCACAUGGGAAGGAGUGGCCCGCAAAACCCUGGAGCAGGCCGCUAAAUGUCAGGAGAUACAGGAGAUGAUCAAAUUGGUGAAAGCUGAGGUUAAAACCAACGAUCAAAACACCAGAGCCAUGGUACAGGAAAUCAGGGACCAAGCCAGACCGAAGUUGGUCCUGAACCUGUCCACUCUUAUGGUGCAUGCCACCGCACGGUCCGACAGCAGUGAGUGGGCGGGCAACCCGCUCAACUGGGUCACCCGGUGUGGUGGCUGGAGAUGGGCUGCCGCUGGAAGGCUAGCAAAGCCUCUGUCGGCAAAAGAACAGGUGGGAGAAGCUGUUUCGAUCUGCUCGAGCUCGUUCGACUCCUUUGCAACGAGCUGCAAGUGGUAUGAACGUUCUCUGAAGGAGAGCGACAGAAAACUUGCAGCGCCCCGCAUAUGGCAGAAACUCCAUGGCGCAGCAAAGUCCGUCGUCAAGAACCUCAAGCCUGAAGACUUCGAUGUGACCAACGGAGUUGAGAAGUUGCUGGACGUGCUGAGGGAGUCUCCUUUGCAGAAGCUCCCCAUCCCGGACUCGUUCAGCCGCUUGGAACGUUGGUCUGGCCUCAGAAGAGCCCAAGGAGAAGAUAUACCCCACCUGAUCAUCCGCGAGGAGGAGCUCUUCACGGAACUACAACGUGGACUUCAACGAGCUCGAUACGAGCGUACAAAGGCAGAACGAAGGUCUAUGGGUGUUGGAAUCUCUGAAAGAGACCCUUCUGAGUCUCCCUCGAGGUCUCCAGCCGGUGGCAUGAGCGGUGUCCGAGCUGGAGAAGAACAACCUGGCGCAACUACAUCUAUGCCGAGCACCUCACAGACUUCACCUAUGGAUGCUGCUGGACUAUCCCCUGGAGAAGGCUUCUUCGAGAACGAGAUGAGGGGAUACAGGUUGCUGAAAGCUGCAAAGCUUACAGCAGCUGAGCGGCAACAUGUCAUGACGCUCACCAAGAACAGCACCCACUUCAACUUGAUCAGACAGGCUUUGAGGAGCCUCUUUGCUGAAGAAGGACAAGAUGAUGGUGGCCGUCCUAAGAGGACCUGGUAUGCUGGAGUUGAAGAUGGAGCUGAAUGGGAAGAUGAUGGAUCUACGGUCUGGUGGUGCGACGAUGAUGGCGCCUGGUGGGAUGAGGAGACCUACUACACCGAAUGGCCUUCUUCACCUUCGAGCUCUUGGGAUGAUGGCUAUGGCUAUGACUACAACGUGGACUAUGACUACGCCGAGGGCUACUAUGACAACGAGGUCUACGAGAAGUCCGCCGAGGAGAUUGACGAGGAGAAGCGCAUGGAAGAGGCCUUCACCAUUGCUGCCGAGGCCAACAAGACGCUGGCUGAAGCGAAAGCUGCUGUGGCAAAGGUGAGAGCCGCCCGGGGUUACUACGACCCUGCUGGAAUGAAAGGCCAUGCUGGGAAGAAAGGCAAAGCAAAGUCUGGAAAAGCUGGGAAAGGCAAGGGACUACUUGGACCCUGCUUUACAUGUGGGCGACCUGGACAUACCUACCAAAAUUGCCCUGACCGAUGGUCGCCGCAACAGAAAGGCUCCAGCUUUGUGAAAGGCAAGGGCAAGAUGGCUAUGAAAGGCAAGAAAGGUUCAAAGGGAAAGAAGGCCUACUUCACUGAGUACCUCCCGGCCUACUACAUGGAGAACUACGUGCCCGAGAUCAACGUGCUGUCCCUGCAGGAGAGCGAGGAGUUGCAAUCCAUUGCAUCAGAGAAGGUGGUGAUCGACACAGGUGCCACUGAAUCAGUGGCUGGAGUGGCCUCUAUGUCAAGGCUGGUUGAUGGUGGACGCUUCCAGUACUCCGUGCACCUGGAUGACAGACCCCGUUUCCGGUUUGGAAAUGGCCAGACGCAGCGUGCUGUGUCGAAGGUGAAGCUGGAAUGUCCGGCACUUGGCGAGGUUUCCUUCUACCUACUUGAUCAAGGAGCUGACAACACACCACCACUACUUGGAGCACGAGAUCUACGAGCACGACAUGCCCUGGUGUCCUACAAGGGAGACUGGCUGGCGCAUAAGACGAAGGACAAAUGGUGGGCAAGUUCACUCGAGACUUUGUCGAGUGGACACCUGGCUUUGGAUCUACUACAACCUCGAGAACCUCUUCAAGCUCUUCUGAAGCGUUUGCAGAACGACCCCUUCAACGUGUGGCCUGGUCGAGACCGAGAUGAUCACCAUGGAGAUGAACACUCAUCCCCUGGAGAUGAUGGAGAUGGCGAUGGAAACGAUCCCCAUCGUGGCAACAAGCGUCACAGAGGACGAGUUGGGCCAUGCAACUUUGGAAGUUUGGUUGGAGCUGCAACCCAGUCGGGUGCCUAUGGAGGACCUCGAGAAGCUGAUCAAGGAGAAGAACGAUUGCCUGCAAGUGCCUCACCAUUUGCCAAGACCGAAGACUUCGGCUCUGCGAGCUUUGUGGAAAGCCCUGAUGUUUUGGUGAAAGAGGAGCCGAAAGGAAAAGUAUGCCCUGGUGGAACCAUCGACUUGUCUUCUACGCCGACGUCACCAGAACGUUUGGCUGCUGCAGAUGCCCCUGUGGAACCGGCAUCAGCACCUGUUCAUGCAGAGGCGGUGGAAAAAGAUGAGGCGCAUCGACCUGAAGUUGGUCAUCAUCUCGUGUUGGAUGAGAGCAUGCCUGCACAUGUACCACAUGGAGACACGCUUCAUGGUCUUCACCUCAGCCCCAUGAAAUCGGUCCCUCCUGCGGCGGAGUCGGAUCCUCGCCAACUGGGAUGGCCAUGUGGUGGAAUGCACAAGGCGGGCAAAGAGAAGUCCAACCAGUACGCAACAUGGCAGAGCUGCACACGUUGCGGGUUACGCCUGCGCUAUGUGAACAAGACGCCCUACCAGGGAGAUACGAGAGCUGUUGGACCUCCUAUGGACCUUGUGAUGGAGGCCCAACUGGAGCUGCAGAACGACUUCGAGCCCCGGCAGAUGACAGAAAAGAUCUUCAAUGGAAAGCUGAUGGAGAUCAAGGGCCGACACCUAGUGAUGUCUGGUGGACGUGGCCGAAUGUCAGUGCAGGUGCGUGCAGACGAGCGCCUGGGCCGCUGGAUGAUGGGCGAGACAGAGGAGGAAGAGAAGACGGUGACAAAGCCGAAGCCCAUGACGAAGGCCAAGGCCAAAGCGGCAUUAACGCCGCCACCAAGGGAGUUCUCACCUGCACCAAGGACUCCGGGACAAGAAAGCCGUUCUACCAGCAAGGAAGAUGCGAUCCCUCCUGGAUCUACAGUGGACAAGCGCAGCCCACAGAAGCCUGUGAAGAUCAAGAAGGAGCCGGCCGAGCAAUCAGUGCCUGUGACAUCACCGCUGACUCCAGCGGGUGCGCAAUCAGUGCUGGUGAUGGUCGACUCGGACGUGGAGGUGAUCAGCAACAGCGAGGAGGACAAGGACAAGGACCGAAUCCGUGGAAAGUCAAACUCCGCGGAUAUGGCCAUUUUGGCUGACAAGUGCCCGCAGCAGCUGGAGGCCGCAGAGGGCAAGAUGGUUUCUUUUCAACCUUCAACUUUGACUUCCACACGACAACCUUCAACUAUGAGCCCAAUGACAACAAGCACUACGAAGAAUUCAAACAGUACAGAAGUCCCAAAGGACGACAAGAACACCUGUGGCCAUUUUGGCCGAAUCGAGUCCGAGAUGGACGAGAUGUUCAAUAUCACCGAGAAGACGGUGAAGCCUUCACUGGCCAAAAGAUUGGCAAAGGCCGCAAUGCUGACAACAGCCCUGAUGGGACCUAUGCGAGAGCUGAUUGGAGCUGUGCAGCCCCAGAUCGACAUCAUGGAGAUCGCUUGCAGCCCUGAAUCAGCCCUCACCCAGGAGUUUGUUGACAACGGCUUCACUGGCAUGCGGAUCAACUACCGCAAUGGUUUUGACCUGGACAGCAAGAAGGGAACCAACCUGCUGGUGAAGGAGAUCAAGGAAAAGCAUCCGAAGUUGGCAUGGGUGUCCAUGGUCUGCACCCGUAUGUCAAGCUUGCAAAACUUGACACCACGAACUCCUGAACAACAAGAUCGCUUCCUCAAGAGGAAGGGCCAAGAUCUACGCAGAUGUGAUGAUGUGGUGACAGGACUUGAAGAAGUUCUACGACAUGGUGAUGAUUUGGCUUGGGGAUGGCCAAGCUCUGCGGUUGCAGGAUGGCGUUCAAGGCCGCUUCAACGACUUCAAAGACUCAUCAAGCGCUACAACAGGCAGAUCUAUUGGAUCAACAUUGACGGCUGUCAAUAUGGACUUGAAUGGCAUGGAUGGCCAGUCAAAAAGGCUUGGACAAUCCUGACAACGAGCCGCAACUUAUGGCUUACCUUGAACAAGAGGUGCGAUGGGACCCAUGAGCACAUGCAUUGCAGAGGUCAAAUCGCACAAGCUUCCUCGUUUUACCCGCCGAAGAUGUGCAAGGACAUCUGCAAGGCGAUGAAGUUCUCCUGGAUGCAGCAGACCGACUCCCUGGAGAACAUGGUCGAGCACUACAUGCUGGAGAUUGACAGCAACAUCGAGGAGACCUUCGAUCCUGGACUUCAUCGACCUCAUCAACACCAUGACCUACCUCUUCAAGCUCUUCCUGGCUGCCGAGAACAACAUCAUCGACAUCAAGAUCUACCUCUUCAAGCUCUUCCUGGUUGCCAAGCACAACAUCAUGGACAUCGAGAACAAGCUCUUCCUGGACAUCGAGAACAAGCUCUUCCUGGACAUCGAGAACAAGCUCUUCAUGGACCUCAAGAACAAGCUCUUGCGCUGAGCCGAACGCGGCUGCAACUUGAGACAGCCCCCACCGGCAAGAAGCUGGAGGCAGUGAAGCAACUUCUUCUACGAGUUCACAGAGCCAGUGGUCACUCUGGGAUGUCAAACCUGGUGAGACUUCUCAAAGCACGAGGCGCACCACCAUGGGCGUUGGAGUUGGCACAACGACUACGUUGUCCUGAAUGUGAAGAAGCAGCAAAGCCGCUACCACGACCUCCUGCGUCUCUUGGAGAAGCACCAGCCAUGUUUGAAGUCCUGGGCACUGACGUGUUCGAGUUCGAGAUGCCUGAAAAAGAAGGCGAGCCCAACAUGAAGUUGAAGCUCAUCCUCUGGCGAGACCGAGCUUCUGGUUUGACCAUGAUCGACCACAUGCAGACCUUCGAGAGCAAGAGAGCCUGGGAGCCGACGAGCCAAGACAUCGUCAAGUCCAUGAUGAAGUGGCAGAUGGUUUACCCUUCACCGAAAUGGGUGAUGUCAGAUGCUGCACGAUACUACACCUCUGAAGAGUUCAUGGACUACCUCAAUCGAGGUGGCAUUGGCUUGACUGUGGCCCCUGCAGAAGCUCACUGGCUGAUGGGAAGUGAAGAGUCAGCAAUUGGAGUUGCCAAACGGACUGUGCUGAGGCUGAUGAAAGAGGAGAGCAAGUUCAGCGUUCCAGACCUCUUCACCCUUGCAGCUGCAGCAAUGAACAGCCACGUUGGCGCUAGUGGUUUCAGUGCCUACCAAUGGGCUUUUGGAUCUGGUGGAGGAGUUUUGGAUGAUGAGAAAUUGCUCCCCGGCAUUCAGCCUGGAAAAGCAUUUCAAGGUUUGGUAAAAGAGCGAGAACGUGCCAAGAUAGCCUUCGAACGUGAGAGGGCGACAGAACGUUUUUCAAAGCUGGCAAACUCUGUGGGCCGACAGGCCUCCCAAUACAAGCCUGGUCAGUUGGUGAUGGUCUGGCGACAACGGGUCAAACCCGGCAAGAUGAAAGGAAGCUGGACUGGACCUGUCAGACUCAUUUUGAUGGAAGGCGCAACAGCUUGGUUGUCUUCAGGAUCAACUUUGAUCAGAGCCAAAGUGAACCAGAUCCGCCCAGUGUCGUCCCGAGAAGAGAUGACCUCCAUUUUGGAAGGGACAGCAGUUUUCAAAACUCCUGUCUCAGUGGAAUCUUUGAUGCGGUCUUUUCAAGGACGCUACUACAAAGACAUCUCUGGCGACACUCCAAGUGAGGAACUUCAACGUCAAGACCUUGGACCCUCUCAAGUUCUUCAAGAACCUGCUCAACGCCAAGGACAAGACUCUUGGAGUUUGGAGGAAAGAGAUGGCAAACGAGUUUUGAUACGAAAACAUGUUUUACCACGGCUAGCUCUUUUCAACCCUCUUCGAGCAGCCAACUGUCCUAUUUCCCUGGAUGAAAUGACCGGUGAAAGAAAGACCAUCGUGAGACCUCUACAUGGUGGAGAAGCUGAAAUCAACGACACCGUGGACAUCCAGAGGAACUUGCAAGACAGAUGGACUGGUGAAACAAGGUUUGAGCUGCUACAGCGACCUCUACCACCUCCAAAACGUCAACGAGUUCCUGAUCCAAAAGGAUCCAAGCGCAAGGCGGAGAAGGAACUAUCUGGUGAAGAAGAUGUACGUUCUGGAGAACGACCUCAAGCUGAAGUGGAUGACGAAGAAAAGGACCCCUUGGAUGAUCUUCAAGGUGAUGAUGCUCUUCAACAACCUGCCCAAGAUGGAGACGAUGGAGCUACACCUUUGACGCAGACGCUACGAUCCAAAGGACCCAAUGUCCUGGAUGGGACACCUAUGACAAGCAGUGCUGGAUCGAGCUCUUGCGUUGCUCCUGGUUGUGACCUACCUGGUGGACAUCUUGGACAUCAUCGCAACAACAACAACGAGGAGUUCCUGUACGACCCCUACGAUGGUUCUACGAAGAUCAUUGCCGAGGAGAAGGAGCCUUCUACACCAUCUUCGAGCUCUACAAGUUCCGAAGAACUACAACCUGAUCUACCUGGACAAGAUCCCAAGGGCAAUGGCAAGAAGAACAAGGAUGACUUCUUUGUGGCCGUGCCGAUUGACCUGAACACCUCCGACUGGAAGUGGCUAGCAAAACCCCAACAUCGACGCAAAGCUGAUGUCUGGCUUUCGAAGAAGAUGAGCGACAAAUCAAAGGAGGUGAUCUGGCAAAAGCUUCCUCUCAACGAGAAGAAGGAGUACGACAUCGCUAUGGCUAAGGAGCUAUCCAAUGUCAUCAUCUCCAAGGCCCUGAGGCGACUUUCCAAAGAGGAGCUCAAGUCCCUGGACCCAAAGAGACUGAUGUCAAUGAGAUGGGUGCUCACCCGCAAAAGCAACGGGUCAGCCAAGGCCAGAUUGGUGGUUUUGGGUUUCAUGGCGCCGAACAUCACCGAGGUGGAAUCAGCGUCCCCCACUAUGAGCAAGACAAGCCGAAAUUUGGUUCUGGCUGUGGCCUCAUGCAUGGGUUUCAUUUUGAAAGGAGGCGAUGUGACCAGUGCCUUCUUGCAAACUGGAAUUUCACUGGAGGACGAGAUGCUGGAUGUUUGGGCGCCGCCCGAGCUGGCUGCGAUGUUUGGUGCUGAAGAUGGCGAAGGAAUGGCACUUCGCGUGAGAGAAGCGUUUUAUGGGUUAGUCCACGCCCCAAGGAAAUGGUUUGAGAAAUGUGUAGCAACCUUGGUGCGUUUGGGAUGGAAACAGCUGAAAGGCGAUCGAUGUGUCUUCAUCCUGAUGGAGGACGACCAGCUGGUGGCAAUAGCUGGACUACAUGUGGAUGAUUUUCUGGUUGCAGGAAGCCAGACCUCACAGAAGUUCCUGGAGAGCGAGCAAGAGCUGCUCAAGGCUUUCCGAUGGGGCAAGUGGCAAACUGGUGAAUUUGAGUUCGCUGGCUGCGAGCUGAAACAGCUUCCUGACAACAGCGUCAUCCUCUCCCAGGAGAAGUACACCGAGCGCUGGAUGGAAGAAAUCACCAUUGACAAGUCAAGGUCUAGAAAGGCCGUCCUGACGCCUGAGGAAACAUCUGCACUACGUGGAGCUUUGGGAACUAUCUCAUGGAGAUCAACACAGAGCGCACCACAGUUUCUCGCAGAGACAAGCCUGUUGCUCUCCGAGAUCAACAAGGGCACUGUGGAGACCCUCUACAAGGUGAAUAAGCUUGUGAGAGAAAUGCGCCGUGAGGCGAAGCAAGGUUUGUUGUUCCCAGCAUGGGGAAUACCAUGGAAUCAGUUGGCCUGCGUGACCUGGGCCGACGCCAGUCAACACAACAGACCUGACAAGAGCUCUACGAUUGGAAUUGUGACCGCCAUUGGACCGAAAGAGAUGCUGGAAGGUGCCGAAGUUCAACUGGCGGUGGUGCAAUGGAAGAGUGGCAAAACGCCACGACAGGUUUUAGGCUCAAAUGGAGCUGAGACCCAAGCAAUAACCAUUGGGGAAGACCAGAACUUUAACAUCCGCAUGCUGAUGGCGGAGAUUGGUGGCGCCAACGUGGAAAAGGACAACGUUCAUGAGGUUGUCAAGACCGUGGAUGGCGCCGUUGUGAUGGACUCCCGUGGCAUCUAUGACGCCAUGACCAAGAAUGUGAGCCCGCUUCAUGGACUCAGAGAGUCGCGAGCUGGCUACGAGCUCACCUUGGCGGUGAACAAUGGAGUUCAAGCUGGAACGAGAUGGAGAUGGGUGAAUGGAUUGGCUCAGCUGGGCGAUAGCCUCACAAAAGCUGGAGCCAGAAAGACCUUCCUCCAGUUCCUGUCGCAACGACAGUUCUGGCGGCUGGUGGACGAUCCCAAGUUCGAAUCAGGACGCAAAGUCCACAAGCGUGAGAUGGAGAAGAAAUUGCGCGAGAUGGAAGAGUUCUUCAUCAACGAAGUGAGACGCGCUGCCGAGAAGAACAAUUGGCCAUGGAAUGAAGGCCCCAUAGAGAAAUAUCACCCCGUGCAGUGA